Molecule: messenger RNA, 1942 nt
Organism: Ziziphus jujuba (common jujube)
Lineage: Eukaryota; Viridiplantae; Streptophyta; Magnoliopsida; Rosales; Rhamnaceae
Exons: 2
Coding region: 465-1214 (249 amino acids)
Source: RefSeq, a predicted model, not a curated record
UGCUAACACGUAACCAAUUACGUGCUCACCCUAAACGAGCUGCUGAAUUAAUUCAUCCUUAUACUUCCUUUCUAACCACCACUCUUCCCGAGUCAACUUCAGUUCGAACAGCUCUUAAAUAUCCCGAAUGGACAAAUGCCAUGAAGGAAGAAUUGCGUGCUCUUCAUGAUAACAAAGCCUAGACACUAGCUCCCCGACCUGCUAACACUAAUGUGGUUGGUGCAAAAUGGGUCUUUUGAACCAAAAUAAAAGAAGAUGGAACACUAGAUCGCUACAAGGCCAGAUUGGUAGCGAAAGAAUUCUCUCAGAUAAAAGGAAUUGACUAUGAUGAAACAUUCAGUCCUGUUGUCAAAACCACCAUAAUUCGGCUUAUCUUAUCAAUUGAUGUGUCUUCAAAGUGGCAGGUUCGUCAAUUGGACGUCAAAAAUGCUUUCCUUCAUGGAGAGCUGAAGGAAAGAGUAUACAUGGAACAACCUCCUGGCUUCCUUCAUCCUUUAUUUCCUCAUCAUGUAUGUCUUCUUCACAAGUCCCUAAAAGGCCUCAAACAGGCCCCGCGAGCAUGGUUUGAACGGCUUUCCUCAAGUCUCUUAAAGAUUGGCUUCCUUUGUUCCAGUUCGGCUUUGAUCUCUCAUAUUAUACAGAAGCUAAGCUUGGAUUUUGCACUAAAAGAUUUAGGAAUUAUUCAUUAUUUCCUUGGUCUUGAAGCUAAGUUUUUCAACGGAGGCUUGUUUCUCUCUCAAUCCAAAUACACGUGUGAUCUUCUCCAACGUGCCAAUAUGUUACAUGCCCUUGCCAUCUCCACUCCAAUAGCUACAAAAAUCACUCCUUCCAUUGAUGAUGAUGACGCUGUUGAUGCAACCGAGUAUAGAAGUAUUGUAGAAGCACUCCAAUACUUAACCUUCACCAGGCCAGACAUCCAACAUGCUGUCAAUAGAGCUUGUCAACAUCUUCAUUCUCCAACCCGGUUGCAUUUGAAGGCUGUCAAACGGAUUUUAUGGUAUUUAAAAGGAAAAAUGAACUUUGGCCUUCGUUUCCUUGCACAAAGCCACAAUACACUAUCAGGAUGUUCUGAUGCUGAUUGGGCUGGUUGCCCACUUACAUGUCGAAGUACAACCGACUAUUGUGUCUUUUUUGGAGUGAAUUGCAUCUCUUGGUCAUCAAAGAAGCAGUCAACGAUGGCUCGGUCCAGUAUGAAGCAGAGUAUCGGGCUAUGACUACUGCCAUUGCUGAGCUUAUGUGGAUUACCUAUCUGUUGCGAGAUAUUGGAAUUUCAUACCAUAAACGGGUUCAAUUGUUUAGUGAUAAUCUCAGUGCCCUUUACAUGACAGUUAAACCCAGUUUUCCAUGUCCGCACAAAACAUAUAGAGAUUGAUUUCCAUUUUGUCCGAGAACAAGUUGCACGGGGUUCAUUGGUUACUCGCUAUUUGUCUUCUCCAAAUCAAAUUGCUGAUAUCUUCACCAAGCCGCUGCCUUUCCAUUCCUUUCAACACUUGCGCACCAAACUUGGAGUUCACAUUGCUCCACUCCUGCAUUUGAGGGGGCCUGAUAGACUACAAGCCAUUGUGGAUAAAGAAAACAGCAACCCGAUAAAGGAAAGAAUAACGUAGGUUUAAAUCAUUGGGAUUAUGUAUACCAAAUAAUUACUUCACAUAUCGUUUGUUUCCAUCCGGAUCAUAUAAUUCAGAUGGAAAUGAUAUGUCUAAUAUACAAAACCUAUAUGGAUUCAAAUCAUCCAAGUUAUGUAUGCCACAUGACUAUUUCAUAUUUCAUUCAUUAUCGCUCACAUAACAUAACCCAUAUGAAAUUGGAUACAUCCAGCAUAUAAAAUUUAGAUGGGUUCAAUCGUCCAAGUUACUACUUCAUAUAUUGUUUGUUUUCAUUCAGAUUAUAUAAUUCACAUAAAACAAGAUACAUUCGAUAUACAGAAUCUGGAUUUGUUCAA